UUAUAAGGAUCCCUCUCAUUCUAUUUCUCUAAACCACCAAGAACGCAAACUCGUAUCUGUAACACUGUUAGGUUUAAACAAGUGUCGAUCUUACUUGUUCAACAAGCAUAACAGAGAUAUCUUGAUUAGAAGCAGCCAUGUCAAUUUUGCUUUCUUUGUUUCUUUUCUUCUCCAUGGUUACUUAUUCAAACGCGGCCGUUUGUGUGUGUAAGGACGGAGACGACCAAGCGCUUCAGAAGGUAAUAGAUUAUGCGUGUGGAUCAGGUGCUGACUGUUCGCAGAUUGAGCAAAAUGGUUCUUGUUUCCAACCGAACACCGUGAAAAACCACUGUGAUGUCGCCGUUAACAGCUUUUAUCAGAAGAAAGUUUCCACUGGUGCAACGUGUGACUUUAACGGUGCCGCCGUCAUCUCCACUUCCCCUCCUUCAAAUGCUUCAAGUUGUUUAUCUUCUUCUAGCUCCACUAGUACUCCAACCACCGGAACUCCAACCACCGGAAAUUUUACCACCGGAACUCCAUCCACCGGAAAUUCAACCUUGGGGAUGCCAACCAAUCCCACCACUGGAGUGCCGACUUCAUCUGUAUUCCCUGGAACUACUAUGGGACCAUCAGGGAGCAGUACCGGUUUCGAUCCCAGCGGUGGUGAGGAGCUCUCUAUCCGAACCAAGACCGUCAUAGUACUAACCACUAUCGUCGCUGUGGCAUUGCAAGUUUAGGUGUGACAUCAUCUCAGACUAAGGGGUUUUACUUGCUAUGGACGGCAUAGAUUUUGCCAACGGUGUGUUUACGUAGGUGAAAAGCUAGAGCUGUCUCUUUUGCUUCCCACUUUCUUUUCUGGUUUGUUUUAAAACUCUUUUUAGGGUUUGGAUUUACUUCUUUAAUUAGUAUUUUGUUAUAUAUAUAAAGUUUAAAACGAAUAAAGAGCUUUUCUUGCUUUCUU
Raphanus sativus (radish) is the source of this 940-nucleotide messenger RNA. RefSeq names its product carbohydrate-binding X8 domain-containing protein. Lineage: Eukaryota; Viridiplantae; Streptophyta; Magnoliopsida; Brassicales; Brassicaceae. The record is from RefSeq and is a predicted model, not a curated record. Bases 138 to 716 code for a protein of 192 amino acids. The transcript is spliced from 4 exons.